AAAAAUAAACGUUACGGAGAUUCCCGUAGAAAGCCGAUGUUCACCAUCGAAGCAGCAUGUCAAGUGAAAUGACAACAUUGGCGAUUUAAUAUAAACUAAAGAUGGAUAAAAAGAAAGCAGAUGAAGACCUGUUAGUUGUUCCUGAGGGUUGGAAGGAUCCAGGCAUAACAAAAGAGGACAAUCCCCAUGGUCUUCUUGCAGAGAGUUCUUUUGCAACCUUGUUUCCGAAGUACAAGGAGAAAUAUCUUCAGGAAUGUUGGCCAUUGGUGAAGAAAGUAUUGGCAGAUCAUAAUUUAAAAGCUGAGCUGGAUUUAGUUGAGGGAUCAAUGACAGUGAGCACAACCAGAAAAACCUGGGACCCAUACAUCAUCAUCAAGGCUCGAGAUCUUAUAAAGCUGCUUGCUAGAAGUGUUCCAUAUGAGCAGGCUGUUCGUGUCCUGGAGGAUGAGGUGUUCUGUGAUAUCAUCAAGAUUGGCAGCCUCGUCAGGAACAAGGACAGGUUUGUGAAGAGACGGCAGCGCCUGAUUGGUCCUAAUGGCUCUACUUUGAAGGCCGUUGAGUUGCUGACCAACUGUUAUGUGCUAGUACAGGGGAACACGGUCUCCACACUCGGUUCCUACAGAGGAAUUAAAGAGGUACGAAAGAUUGUAAUCGACACCAUGAAAAAUGUUCACCCAAUUUAUAAUAUAAAGACAUUAAUGAUAAAGAAAGAGCUGGCUAAAGACCCAGAGCUGAAGAAUGAGAACUGGGAGAGGUUUCUGCCAAAGUUCAAGUCUAAGAACAUCAGCAAACGUAAACAACCCAAGAAUAAGAGAGAGAAGAAACCGUACACGCCCUUCCCACCUCCACAACCAGAGAGCAAGAUUGAUAAGGAACUGGAGACUGGAGAGUAUUUCCUGAAAGAACCGGAGAGAAAGGCACGCAAACAGGCAGAAAAAAGGGCCAGGGAGCAUGAUAACUCUGAGAAACGUCAGAAGGAGAGGGCAAAGGCUUUCAUUCCUCCUGAGGAGAAGCCAUCAGAUACUAAAAAAGCGAAAACGAAUAACACGUCUGUGGAUGUGGACACCUUGAAAAAGAAAAUCAAACAAGCGCAGAAAGGAAAGAAAGCAGUUCAGACCAAGAGCUGAGUCAGUAGACCUCCUAUCUCUGGGACAAUGUGAUGGGAAGAUCCCAGCCUAGCGAGUACCAUAUUUACACGCUAGCAGGCAGAGUGUAGCAAAAAUUAGUAGAAAUAAAAGCCUCGUUGUGGAGGAACUGGAUACCAAGAUUAGCCUGUGCAGUCUUCUUGCAUUGACAGUAAGACAAGUUUGUUCCAGAAAGAGGCUCAAAUUAUCAGUUAUAUUUAAUUACUACAUUUGGAUGUCACAUAACUUUUGGAAAUCUAUUCAUAUUAUUAUAACAAGAAUAUAAGGUAUCAGUUGUGAAAUUCAAUGAAUGGAUUUAAGACACAUUUUGGAGGAAAAACUUACUUCAUGGCUAAUCUGUCUGCACAAAAUUAGUCACUGGUCUUCAGAUGAUUCAUGUUGGUGAAAUACCCUAUUGAUUUAUUUGUCCCUUUUGUCAGUGUUAUUGGAGGCUUGUCCUUACAGAAUUUUGCUAACAUUUUAUUGGUCAGGACCUUUCAUGCCAGGAAAAUGUGGUGUCAGAAUUCUGCAUUACAGAAGUUCAUCUUUGUUGAUACAUAUUCAUAUACAGGUUUGUUUGAGAGGCAUUGAUAUGUUGUUUGAUAACUGUAUAAAAAGUGUUAACUAGUAUCACUAGAUGGCAAAAAUUCACAAUAUUAUGGACCAAGUUUUGAUGUAUUA
Messenger RNA from Dreissena polymorpha, 1805 nucleotides. RefSeq names its product KRR1 small subunit processome component homolog. Gene Ontology annotation, cellular component: small-subunit processome; nucleolus. Gene Ontology annotation, molecular function: RNA binding. The transcript is spliced from 10 exons. The record is from RefSeq and is a predicted model, not a curated record. Lineage: Eukaryota; Metazoa; Mollusca; Bivalvia; Myida; Dreissenidae. The coding region runs from base 102 to 1127 and encodes 341 amino acids.